CUCUCUCUCUCUCUCUCUCUCUGCGGGACAUCACAGGCCACCUCCCCGCGGCUGCCCACUGCCCAUCGGGCUGGGCUGCGCGGACUGUGGCGCCUCACGCCAUGCCAGUGACCGCCCGGGCGCUGGUCCCUCCCUCUGCAGGCCGGUGACACUCACUUCCCGGAGGCUGAGGCCCAGCAUGAUGCCGCUCCUUCCGAGCUCAGCCGCCCGACCCCGGUUACCCUGCAGAGACCUCUGAGCAAAAGAGCGGCGGAAAGGGAAAAGGUCAAGGGCCACCGCUUGCAGGUGUUACAUGGGCGCAGCCAUUUUGGAUCUUACUUCUUGCACCUCUCAGAGUCGCGUGCUCCGAUUGGUCCCCAGGCAAUGAUCCUCGCACGUUAUUGGCUGCUACCGAGCUAGCCUCUGCCUGGGUCAAGCCGGGGAGUGAGAGGGCACUCGUGGAGACUGGGAAACAUCAAAUUCUCCCCGGGCUUCACUACCUCUAGCUCAGACCCCGGGGCCUGGACUGGGGACGGGUCGGGGCACUUCGUAGGCAGCCUGCGGGGACCCCCUGGGAGCAAACGGGACUGAGCUGGGACGCUAUACUGUUAGAUUUAUAGCGGACUGGGUCUGCAGAGGAGCUUUUGCGGGGUUGGGGGUGCGGAGAUAUUGCAUUGCUUGGGUUGGGGUCGGUCAGGGAGAGUUACUAUUAUUGUUAUUUUUAGAGGGGGAGACAAAUUAGAAGAAUGUGCAGAGCCCAUUCAUUAUAGACUAAAGUUGGAUUUUGAUCCUUGACACGAGCAAGAGUUAAAAGAGUUGGUGACCGGCAAUAACUAAUUAAUUACUUUUGGGUCUGUGUGUGUGUAUGGGUGCACCUCACACUCUAGGGUGCUUGCAAUUUACUCCCUCUGCCCCCCUUUUUAUUCUCAAUAUUUAAUUUUUAAAAAGUGUUUGCCAGAAAUAAGGCAGGGCAGAAUUGGGCCACGGGGCUCUUUUAGCCUCAGGUGAGGCUGGUUCGGGAGCCACCUGAGCAGUCAGUGCGUGGGGAUGGAGGUCCUGAAGAUGGUCGUGCUGAGGAGGGCGCGUGGUCUGUGCCCGGGGAGAUGCAGGGCACUGGCGAGAGAUUCACGGGAUAGAAACAUCAGCACCACGGCUUCCAGGAGCACUGUUAUGCCAGCCUGGGUGAUCGAUAAAUACGGAGCGAAUGAAGUGCUCCGAUUCACAAAGAAUAUGAUGUUUCCUGUCUUAUACUAUCCAAAUGAAGUCAUUAUUAAGGUCCAUGCUGCCAGUAUAAACCCUAUAGAUGUUAACAUGCGAAGUGGGUAUGGAGCAAGAGCUUUAAAUAUGAGGCGUGAUCCACUGAUUUUGAGAAACCUCGGGCAAGAAUUUCCUUUGACCCUGGGCCGGGAUGUCUCUGGUGUAGUGAUGGAAUGUGGGCUUUCCGUCACCUAUUUCAAACCUGGAGAUCAGGUGUGGGCAGCAGUUCCUCCAUGGAAACAGGGCACUCUAUCAGAGUUUGUCGUAGCCAGUGCCAAUGAGGUAUCUCAUAAGCCCAAGUCUCUCACUCACACUGAAGCUGCCUCCUUGCCCUAUGUUGCUCUCACAGCCUGGUCUGCUCUGAACAAGGUUGGUGGGCUGAAUGACAAGAACUGUAGUGGAAAACGUGUUUUAAUUUUGGGAGCUUCAGGUGGAAUUGGUACCUUUGCUACACAGGUAUUGAAAGCAUGGGGUGCCCAUGUGACAGCAGUUUGUUCUGGAGAUGCCGCAGACCUUGUAAAGAAGCUUGGAGCAGACGAUGUAAUUGAUUACAAAUCUGGAAAUGUGGAAGAACAGUUGAAAUCCUUGGAACUGUUUGACUUUGUCCUAGAUAAUGUUGGUGGAGGCACUGAAGAUUGGGCUCCAAAAUAUCUCAAGAAAUGGUCAGGUGCCACAUAUGUGACCCUGGUCACUCCUUUCCUGCUAAAUAUGGACCAGCUCGGAAUAGCAGAUGGCAUGGUACAAACAGGAUUUACCAUGGGCUCUAAGGCACUAAAGCACUUUUGUCAAGGAGUCCAUUAUCGAUGGGCCUUUUUCAUGGCCAGUGGUGCAUACUUGGAUGAUAUUGCAGAACUAGUAGAAGCAGGAAAGGUCCGACCAGUUAUUGAGCAAACUUUCCCUUUUUCUCAAGUUCCCCAAGCCUUCCUGAAGACAGAAGGUGGACAUGCACGAGGAAAGACUGUGGUUAAUGUAGUUUAAGAAAAAGAAAAUAUACUGAAUGUUGAUUGACA
Dromiciops gliroides (monito del monte) is the source of this 2246-nucleotide messenger RNA. RefSeq names its product reticulon 4 interacting protein 1 (gene RTN4IP1). The record is from RefSeq and is a predicted model, not a curated record. The transcript has 9 exons. Gene Ontology annotation, molecular function: oxidoreductase activity; zinc ion binding. NCBI's taxonomy places the organism in Eukaryota, Metazoa, Chordata, Mammalia, Microbiotheria, Microbiotheriidae. Gene Ontology annotation, cellular component: mitochondrion. Bases 1027 to 2214 code for a protein of 395 amino acids.